Molecule: messenger RNA, 4379 nt
Organism: Cervus elaphus (red deer)
Lineage: Eukaryota; Metazoa; Chordata; Mammalia; Artiodactyla; Cervidae
Gene: KYNU
Product: kynureninase
Exons: 14
Coding region: 258-1649 (463 amino acids)
Biological process (GO): NAD+ biosynthetic process
Cellular component (GO): cytoplasm
Molecular function (GO): kynureninase activity; pyridoxal phosphate binding
Source: RefSeq, a predicted model, not a curated record
AAUAGAGAGCAGGAGCAGCAUUUUGUUUAGAUGUCUGUCAGUGACUGGUGAUUUACGGUCAGAAUACAGGAGAGUGGGCAGAACUAAAAGUAGCUCACAAAUUCCCCAUAGGGUGGAGUCUGAGCGGAAGUGCUUUGACUUUCUUACUCAGAAGUCUAGCCUAUAUUUGUAAGCUAUUCUUGAGAGGUUUCGUUUUGCUGGAGAGACACACUGGGAGCUGUGGACCCCACUGGAAUCCUAACUGAGGAGAACUUGUAAUGGAGCCUUCACCUCUUGAGUUACCAACUGAUACAUUGAGACGCAUCGCAUCUGAACUUAGAUGUCACCCAACAGAUGAGAGAGUUGCUCUCCGCCUCGAUGAGGAAGACAAGCUGAGGCACUUCAGGGAGUGUUUUUAUAUUCCCAAAAUGCAGGAUCUGCCUCCAAUUGAUUUAUCUUUAGUGAAUAAGGAUGAAGAAGCUAUCUAUUUCUUGGGAAAUUCUCUUGGCCUUCAACCAAAAAUGGUUAAAACAUACCUGGAAGAGGAACUAGAUAAAUGGGCCAAAAUGGGAGCCUAUGGUCACGAGGUAGGGAAACGUCCUUGGAUUACAGGAGAUGAGACUAUUUCAGGACUUAUGACUGACAUUGUGGGAGCCAAUGAGAAAGAAAUAGCCCUAAUGAAUGGUUUGACUGUUAAUUUACAUCUUCUACUGUUAGCAUUUUUCAAGCCUACACCCAAACGGUAUAAAAUUCUCCUAGAAGCCAAAGCCUUCCCUUCAGAUCAUUAUGCUAUUGAGUCACAGCUUCAACUUCAUGGACUUAACAUUGAGAAAAGUAUGCGGAUUAUAAAGCCAAGAGAGGGGGAAGACACAUUGAGAUUAGAGGAUAUCCUUGAAGUAAUUGAGAAUGAAGGUGACUCUAUUGCAGUGAUCCUUUUCAGUGGUCUGCAUUUUUAUACUGGACAGCUCUUCAAUAUACCUGCCAUCACAAAAGCAGGACAAGCAAAGGGUUGUUUUGUUGGCUUUGAUCUAGCACAUGCAGUUGGAAAUGUUGAACUUCACUUACAUGACUGGGGAGUUGAUUUUGCCUGCUGGUGCUCCUACAAGUAUUUAAAUACAGGAGCAGGAGGUCUUGCUGGUGCCUUUGUCCAUGAAAAACAUGCCUAUACAAUUAAACCUGCGUUAGUGGGAUGGUUCGGCCAUGAACUAAGCACCAGAUUUAAUAUGGAUAACAAACUGCAGUUAAUCCCUGGAGUCAAUGGAUUCCGAAUCUCGAAUCCUCCCAUUCUGCUGGUCUGUUCCUUACAUGCUAGUUUGGAGAUCUUUAAACAAGCAACUAUGAAAGCACUGAGGAGAAAAUCUAUUUUGCUAACUGGUUAUCUGGAAUACAUGAUCAAGCAUUACUUCAACCAGGACAAAGCAGAAAGCAAGAAAACAGUGGUGAACAUAAUUACUCCAUCCUGUAUAGAGGAACGUGGCUGCCAGCUAACCCUCACAUUUUCUAUUCCAAUAAAACACAUUUUCCAAGAACUAGAAAAACGAGGAGUGGUUUGUGACAAACGGGAGCCAGAUGGCAUUCGAGUGGCUCCAGUUCCUCUCUACAAUUCUUUCCAUGAUGUUUAUAAAUUUAUCAAUCUGCUCACUUCGGCACUUGGCUCUGUAGAAACAUAAAAUAGCAGUAUUUUCCACAGCAACUAAAGCAAAUAAAAUGGAAAGCCUGCAGUUACUUUAUUACUAUUAUUCAAUUCUUAAUUAACAGAAGUAUUUAAAAAAUGAUUGCAAUUAACUGGAAAUGGAUUGCAUACUUUAUAGAAAAACAUGACAAUUUUGCUAAGGGUCUGUGGUCUUGAGAUCUCCAUGCUGUCCAACUUCUUGGUGUUUGGUGAAUCAAAGUAUUUAUUGGUACAAGUAUUAUGUACACAGUCUUGAUUAUCCGUCACAUUUCAUAGUUAAUGAAAUGUUUUCUGUUGGUUUAAUGAUAAUUUGAAUGACAACUUCAUAUGUAUGUAGAAAUUUUUGUAUCAAUUUUAGAAAUAUUACUUUAAUUUUAAUUUACCAAGCAAUUUCUUAUAGGUACUGCCAUUGAACAGUCUGAAGUAUAUAUGCUUUUUACAAUGUUCCACCUAACUCCAACCUAAGGAACACAAAAUACAUUUUCUAGGGCAGUGGCUUUCAAAUACUUUGGUCAUAAUCUAUACUAAGAAAUGCAUUUAAUAUCAGGGUGUAAUUUGUGUACAUGCCUUAUUUCAUUGAUUCUAAUACACAACUUUUAAUCACAUUUUAACAUCUGGUAAAGAAGAAAUAUCUUUCAACUUUCAUUCAACAGCUUCUUAAAAUUGCCACUGGCCAUUCUUUCAUGUUACCAUCCCUGAUGGUGCCAUGAUUCUCAUACUGAGUAUAUAUCAUCCUAGAUCUGGUUUUAAAGUUGUAUACAUAGUAGAAGCAAAAGUUGCAUAAAUUAUUCACCUAUGCUUUAAUAUUCAUUUACUUUAUGUCAUCACAACAAAUGUUGGUUGAAGUUCAUUAAAUUGAUUUCUUUACUCACUCUUGGGUCCUAAUCCAUUUUUCAUGGAUGUCCUUUUAUUUAAUGUUAUCAUAAUCUCUUGCUUUUGUUUAAUGGGAAUCACUCUGGAUAAAAGACUUUAGAUGCUUCUCUUCUGUAAAAGAGUGAAAUAAAUCACUCGAAGAUUCUUGCAGUUGAGGAUCAGAGUUAGGAAAUAAGUGCCCAUCUCUCAAGCCCUGUCCCACAUCUAUGGACUUUUCUUUCCCACUGUGAAAAAAAAAAAACUGCAGUUACUUUACAUUCAGCCCUGUAAGAUUCCCCUAGUUUUUAGCUGUUGAUGCCAUAAACACUAUUCAUGAAUUGGCAAAAUAUUCCACACUUCUGUACAUAAGCAGCAAGAAAAAGUAAGUACGAUGUAAUUAUUGCCCAUGAUGAAACAAAUUAACUUAGCCAACCACUUUGAAUGGCAGAGUUAAAUAAAAAGUUGCAGAGCUCCGACACCAACACCAGCAACUACUGAUAUUUAUGGAGUACUUCCUACAUACCAUGUAUUCUGCUAUUCUAUUUAUAUGUUAUCUCAUUUAGCUGAGUAGUUGCAUAAUUACUUUAGAAGUGCUUUCCACCUCCACUUUUGGCAAAACUCAUCCUCAUAGAUGGAAAAAUUCUCAAGACCUUAAAAUCUGACCAUAAAUGACUUCAUCUAGAAGAAACAGUUUUUGAACCUCAUAGUGGUACACAAGAAAAGACACAGCUUCAGCUCACAGAGGACAGGUAGCUUAGUGGGGAAAUAGACUGUAAACCUAUAAACAUCCAAGUAAAUAUAUACUCACAAACUAUAACUUCUUCUACGAAGAUAAAUGGUGAUAUUAUGACAGAAAAAUCUUAGGGGUAUUCACUAAAUGGUUGAGUAACAGAAGGUGUAUGAACGCACUUAUCGGUUUAAGUUCCAAAGUAUUUCAUGUUAAUUACAUCAGAAUUACAUCAAAUUGUGUUUAAAAAUCAUUCAAAGCAUAAUCAGCACUCUGUCCUCAUCGGGUAGGUGAGAAACAGUAUUAGAAACUAACUUUCUCCCACUUGCAUCCCCCUCUCUCCCUAAAGAGACAAUCAUUGAAGUAAAUGCUGUGUUAAUCAUUUCCUUUCUCUAAAAUUUUAUAACUACAUAUUGACCCAUAAAAAUAUAUUAGCCAAACUUGCCUGUGUGAACUUUAUACAAAUUUAAUCAUACUAUAUAUAUUCUUCUGCUUCUUUUGUUCAGCUUCUUAUUUUUGGAGAUUCAUUCGUUAUACAUAAUUUUUCAUUCAUUCUCAUUGCUGCUCAGUAAUUUAUUAUAUAAUUGAAGUUGUUAAUUCAUUGUACUACUGAUGAAGAUGUGAGUUGUUCCAGACAGCUGUAAUAUUGCAACAAUGCUGCUAUGAACAUUCUUAGCGUACACAUUCAAAAGUGCAACCAGGACACACAACUGUGAAAGCGCUGAGUCACAGGCCAAACACACGUUCAACUUCGCUGUGUCCUGGCGAACUUUUCCAAAGUGACUGUACCAGCUUCCACGCCAACCAGUAGGACAUGAAGAUCUCCAAGCUCCUCACCCUUCCAGUGGUAGCUGUUGACUGCCAGUGUCCUGUGUACCUGUUAAAACAGCCAAGGUGAUUAUUAAAAUAACAGAGAAUAAAUUCUUUAGCUUCCACACAAGAAGAAAAGGAAAAAAAAAAAAAAAAUGAACACACAUACACCACACCUGUUAAUGCUUCAGACAACAUUCUUAACUUGUGGAUUAAACCAAAACCAGAUGUUUUUCCUGGAUUUUACACUUAUCCAGCCUCUUUGGCUUUCUGUUUUCUCCUUCCCAGGUUUUUUCUGUGAUAAGUGAAAAUUGUUUCAGUAAAACAUAUUUAUCCAAA